AUGGGCAGUCCUUGUGCUGGUGGGAAGGCCGCUAUACUUGGAAUUGGCAAAGCUGUUCCAGUCCAUGUGUAUGAGCAGAAGACAUUUCCUGAGUAUUAUUUCGAGAUAACCAAUAGCAAUCACCUGGUCGAUCUAAAAGCCAAGUUUGAAAAAAUCUGCGAGAAGACGGCAACGGAGAAGCGGCACAUGUACGUAUCCGACGAGUGGCUGCGGAGCAACCCGUCGGUGACGGCGUACAUGUCCACCUCGCUCACCCUGCGGCAGCAAGUCGCCGAGGAGGGCAUACCACGUCUCGGCGCGGAGGCUGCGCUCGACGCCAUCAAGGACUGGGGGAAGCCGGCCUCCGACAUCACCCACCUCGUGGUCGCGACAACGAGCACCGGUUGCCUGCCCGGCGCCGACUGCGUCCUCAUCAAGCUCCUCGGCCUCCCGCCGUCGACCAAGCGCGUGACGCUGUACCAGGCCGGCUGCUACGGCGGCACCACCGCUCUGCGCGUCUCCAAGGACAUCGCGGAGAGCAACCCGGGCGCCAGGGUACUGGUGGUGACCUCCGAGGUGAUGUCCCUGGUGCUGCGAGGCCCCUCGGAGUCCCACAUCGGGAACCUCGUCGGCCAGGCCGUCUUCGGCGACGCCGCAGGCGCCGUCGUCGUGGGGUGCUGCCUGGCGGCCGGCGAGCGCGCCGUGUUCGAGCUGGUGGCGGCGUCCCAGGACGUGUUGCCCGACACCGAAGACGCCGUGGUGGUCAAGCUUCGCGACGAAGGGGUCGUGAUCACCAUGCACCGCGACGUGCCCCUGCACGUGUCUAGCCACGUCGGGAGCACCGUGAAGCGCGCGUUCCUGCAGGGGAACGCCGCCACGGCGUCCAUGGCCGACUGGAACGAGGCGUUCUGGAUGCUGCACACGGGCGGCAGGGGUAUCGUGGACGGCGUGGAGGCCAGGCUUGGCCUGCGGGAGGAGAAGCUCGCUGCAACAAGGGAGGUGAUGAGGCAGUACGGGAACACCCGAAGCUCCUCCAUCUUCCUGGUGAUGGAUGAGAUGCGGACAAGGUCGGCGGAGCACGGGCUGAGCACGGCAGGGGAAGGCCUGGAGUGGGGGAUGGUCAUUGCGUUCGGUCCUGGCCUUACCUUGGAGACCAUGCUGCUCCGGGCGCUACCUGCAACUGCAUGCCUCUAG
Messenger RNA from Miscanthus lutarioriparius, 1173 nucleotides. The record is from the annotation of a GenBank genome assembly. NCBI's taxonomy places the organism in Eukaryota, Viridiplantae, Streptophyta, Magnoliopsida, Poales, Poaceae.